AUGCGCGGACUGUUCGGCCCGCAGCUCUUCGACCGCCCUUCGAGCGGCCGCAUCGCUAUUCCUUACUUGUUCCUUGGCUCAGAAAAAAGCGACACCCUCCAGUACGUAAAAAGAGUGGGGGAGAACCCAGGGGGAGAAGCCGCCCCAGCCAAUCCUGGAGGAGAAGCCAAUCCAGGAGGAGAAGCCGUCCCAGCCAAUCCAGGAGAAACCAAUCCAGGAGGAGAAGCCGUCCCAGCCAAUCCAGGAGAAGCCGUCCCAGCCAAUCCAGGAGAAGCCGUCCCAGCCAAUCCAGGAGAAGCCGUCCCAGACAAUGGGGAUUUCGGGGGCGGCAUUGGAGACUUUUUUGAAAGCCCAUUGGAUCAAUUUGCCAUUUACCCAAUAAUUGAUCUUCAUGUGGGCAACUUUUAUUUUACAUUUACAAAUGCAGUCUUGUAUAUGCUGCUCACUGUCGUUUUGGUCGUUUUUCUGUUUUUUGUUGUUACGAAAAAGGGAGGUGGAAAGUCAGUGCCAAAUGCAUGGCAAUCCUUGGUCGAGCUUAUUUAUGAUUUCGUGCUGAACCUGGUAAACGAACAAAUAGGUGGUCUUUCCGGAAAUGUGAAACAAAAGUUUUUCCCUCGCAUCUCGGUCACUUUUACUUUUUCGUUAUUUCGUAAUCCCCAGGGUAUGAUACCCUUUAGCUUCACAGUGACAAGUCAUUUUCUCAUUACUUUGGCUCUUUCAUUUUCCAUUUUUAUAGGCAUUACGAUCGUUGGAUUUCAAAGACAUGGGCUUCAUUUUUUUAGCUUCUUAUUACCUGCGGGAGUCCCACUGCCGUUAGCACCUUUCUUAGUACUCCUUGAGCUAAUCUCUUAUUGUUUUCGUGCAUUAAGCUUAGGAAUACGUUUAUUUGCUAAUAUGAUGGCCGGUCAUAGUUUAGUAAAGAUUUUAAGUGGGUUUGCUUGGACUAUGCUAUUUCUGAAUAAUAUUUUCUAUUUCAUAGGAGAUCUUGGUCCCUUAUUUAUAGUUCUAGCAUUAACCGGUCUGGAAUUAGGUGUAGCUAUAUCACAAGCUCAUGUUUCUACGAUCUCAAUUUGUAUUUACUUGAAUGAUGCUACAAAUCUCCAUCAAAAUGAGUCAUUUCAUAAUUGAAUAAAAACGAGGAGCCGAAGAUUCUAGGGGGCUACAGCUGCGCUUUUGCAGCACUGAACAUGGUUCCGGGUACUCAAGAUAUUGCGUUUGUGUUUGGAGAGGUGUAGAUUGUAGAUUCCAGCCGAGAAGACCAGGAAAAGAUAAGGAUAAAGAAUGUCAUAUAUCUCAGGAGCUAGAUCACUUCCCGAUGAACAAGUAAGAAUUGCCUCAACAAAAAUGGAUGGAAUUGGACCGAAAAAAGCCAUUCAGCUUCGUUAUCGAUUAGGUAUCAGU
Triticum dicoccoides is the source of this 1401-nucleotide messenger RNA. Its product is annotated as ATP synthase subunit a-like. Gene Ontology annotation, biological process: proton motive force-driven ATP synthesis. Gene Ontology annotation, cellular component: proton-transporting ATP synthase complex. Bases 1 to 1128 code for a protein of 375 amino acids. NCBI's taxonomy places the organism in Eukaryota, Viridiplantae, Streptophyta, Magnoliopsida, Poales, Poaceae. Gene Ontology annotation, molecular function: proton-transporting ATP synthase activity, rotational mechanism. The record is from RefSeq and is a predicted model, not a curated record. The transcript is spliced from 2 exons.